GCAAAACCAGCCAGAUAAAGAACCCGGUUUUUAAAAACCUGUUUGCCCUCGUUGGGAAGAGAGGACCAAAUCGAUGAUUAAAAAUCGAAUAUUCCAAUUUGGGAAUUGGGCAUCAGCAAUCAAAUAGGAAUAUACGAUAACAAGACAGAUUGAAGUAUUGAAUGGUGAUGUAAUUGGGCUGGGCCUCGUAAUAUUUUACUAUGAUCUGCUGUUAAUAGUGGAAGGCUUACUCUGUCUUUUAAUAUGCCCGGCUACCUCUAUACCAAAACCCUAGAUUUGUAUUUGUCACUGCUUUGGGAGUAAACGCUCGUACCAGAUCGGCAUCAGAAGGCGAUCGUUUGUUCCUUAAGCAAUGGCGCUGAUUAUGCAUGCUGGGGCAAACAACAAGAAUGUUUACAAGUCAUUAAUUGUGGCAGAAUAUGUUGGUGUUGAGAUUAAAAUGGAUGAAAACUUUCAGAUGGGUGUGUCUAAUAAGACUCCUGAAUUUCUUAAAAUGAACCCUAUUGGAAAGGUCCCUGUUCUUGAGACUCCUGAGGGUGGAAUAUUUGAGAGUAAUGCUAUUGCUCGCUAUGUUGCUCGUUUGAAACCUGGAAAUUCCCUUUUUGGUUCUUCACCAAUAGAAUAUGGCCAAAUUGAGCAGUGGAUCGACUUUGCAACCUUGGAGCUUGAUGCAAGUAUGAGGGGUUGGGCCAUACCAAGGUUUGGAUAUGCCACCUACAUCAAACCUGUUGAGGAGAGUUAUAUUGCUGCUACCAAGAGAGGUCUUGGUGCUCUAAACACAUAUCUUGCUUCACAUACUUUCUUGGUUGGUGAAGGUGUUACUUUGGCUGACAUCAUCUUGACAUGCAACCUUGUGAUGGGUUUUAAAUUUUUGCUCACAAAGAGUUUCACAGCUGAGUUUCCUCAUGUUGAGAGGUAUUUCUGGACCAUGGUUAAUCAACCAAAAUUCAGUAAAAUAAUCGGAGAAGUUGUACAAACCGAAGCUGUUAUUCCUCUUCCUUCAGCCAAGAAACCAGAGGAUAAACCAAAACCCGAGCCUAAAAAGGAAGUCAAGAAAGAAGAAGCCCCUAAACCCAAGCCUGAAGUUGCCCCAGAGGAGGAAGAGGCACCAAAGCCUAAGGCAAAGAAUCCUCUUGAUUUAUUGCCUCCGAGUCCUAUGGUUUUGGAUGACUGGAAGAGGCUUUACUCAAACACCAAAACUAACUUCCGUGAGGUUGCAAUCAAAGGUUUUUGGGACAUGUAUGAUCCAGAGGGAUACUCUCUUUGGUUUUGCAACUACAAGUACAAUGAUGAGAACACUGUCUCAUUUGUGACCAUGAAUAAGGUUGGUGGAUUCCUUCAGCGUAUGGAUCUUGCAAGGAAAUACGCGUUUGGAAAGAUGUUGAUUAUUGGAAACGAGCCUCCAUUCAAGGUCAAGGGUUUGUGGCUUUUCCGUGGGACUGAAAUCCCAAAAUUUGUGAUGGAUGAGUGUUAUGACAUGGAGCUUUAUGAGUGGACCAAGGUUGACCUUUCUGAUGAGGCACAAAAGGAGCGUGUGAAUCAGAUGAUUGAAGAUUUUGAGCCUUUUGAGGGUGAAGCACUUUUGGAUGCCAAAUGCUUCAAGUGAGGGGAAAUGCUGGGACCCUUGACCAUCAAUUAUUGUUGGUGAUGGUGUAGAUUUUUCUACAAAGUGUGUUUUUAGAUAUAUGUUGACUUUGUUUUGUUUUGCUUUGUUUCAUGAUGAUUACUAGCAUAUUAUAUAAACCAAACCAGUUUUGUUUUUUGGGUCUAGAGUAUACAUUUGCAUCCCACAGUUGGUUAUUGCUCCUUCUGCAUUUGAAAUGUGUGGCUUACAGGUUGGAUAAUGUUUGUCUUUCAAAACCUGGAAGAAUACAUGAUAUUUGCUAAUUAUUGGAAACAAUAACUAGAGUUUCAUCUAUGUAUGUCUAUCGAGUGGGUUUCUUUAGAUCCUGCAACAAGUUAAACUGCAACACCUAUUGUAGUCUAAAAAACCUUUUUAAGUGUGUUAUACAUCCCAAUGGAGUAGUAAUCUUUUGCUUGUUUGCAAUGUAUUGAUUAACCAUAUAAUGUACUUGGUCUAUUUAAGGGUUUGGAAAUUCUACCUUAUUACGUAAUUGUAUGAUAUAUGCAAUGUGAUGUUUGGCC
This is a messenger RNA of Lactuca saligna, 2145 nucleotides long. NCBI's taxonomy places the organism in Eukaryota, Viridiplantae, Streptophyta, Magnoliopsida, Asterales, Asteraceae. The record is from the annotation of a GenBank genome assembly.